Messenger RNA from Gastrolobium bilobum, 2631 nucleotides. RefSeq names its product pentatricopeptide repeat-containing protein DOT4, chloroplastic-like. Lineage: Eukaryota; Viridiplantae; Streptophyta; Magnoliopsida; Fabales; Fabaceae. Gene Ontology annotation, molecular function: RNA binding; protein binding; zinc ion binding. Gene Ontology annotation, biological process: RNA modification. The record is from RefSeq and is a predicted model, not a curated record. Bases 1 to 2631 code for a protein of 876 amino acids. The transcript is spliced from 2 exons.
AUGUUGAAAAGCAUAGCAAACGCGAGCACUGCUCCAACUUAUCAUUGUCACAGAAACAAGCUAAACUAUUCCAAUUCUCCGAAUUGUUUCAUCUUCUUCAGACAAACUUCGAGAACAUGUCUGUUAUCUUCGAAUAUGGACCUUUCUUGUCGUGGCAGUGUCGGUGCCUCUGCGUCUUUGGCUGAGACUACUCACAAUGUAACCGUGGACGAAAAUGCCAAAAUUUGCCAGUUCUGCGAAAUGGGUGAUCUCAGAAAUGCCAUGGAAUUUCUCACAAGGUCACAAAGAUCUGAGCUUGAGUUGAAUACUUACUGUUCUGUCUUGCAGCUCUGUGCUGAGCUUAAAUCUUUGGAAAAUGGAAAACGGGUUCAUUCCAUUAUCACUUCCAGUGGCAUGGUAAUUCACGGGGCUUUAGGGGCAAAGCUAGUCUUCAUGUAUGUGAGUUGUGGUGAUUUGGUUGAGGGGAGACGAAUAUUUGAUAAGAUUCUCAACGAUAAGGUUUUUCUCUGGAAUCUUAUGAUGUCUGAAUAUGCAAAGAUUGGUAAUUACGGGGAAAGUGUGUGUCUUUUUAAGAAAAUGCAGAAGUUGGGAAUUACUGGGGAUUCUUAUACAUUUACUUGUAUCAUGAAAUGUUUUGCUGCAUUGGGCAACGUAAGGGAGUGUAAAAGGGUUCAUGGGUAUAUUUUAAAACUGGGUUUUGGUUCUUAUAAUACUGUUGUUAACUCUCUAAUUGCGGCUUAUUUUAAAUUUGGUGGAGUUGAGAGUGCACAUAAUCUGUUUGAUGAAUUGAGUGAUCGAGAUGUUGUUUCCUGGAAUUCUAUGAUAAAUGGGUAUGUUAUGAAUGGUUUUUCCAGAACUGGACUUGAGUUUUUCAUUCAGAUGCUGGCUUUGGGUGUUGAUGUGGAUUUGGCUACCUUGGUUCACGUCCUUGUGGCUUGUACAAAUAUUGGCAACCUUUCAUUGGGUAGUGCUCUUCAUGCUUAUGGAGUGAAAGCUAGUCUUAGUGGGGAAGUCAUGUUUAACAAUACCUUACUCGACAUGUAUUCAAAAUGUGGUAAUUUAAACGGUGCAACUGACGUUUUUGUGAAGAUGGGUGGAACUACUAUUGUUUCUUGGACCUCAAUCAUAGCCGCUUAUGUACGAGAAGGUUUAUAUGAUGAUGCUGUCAGAUUAUUCGAUGAAAUGCAAUGCAAAGGUGUUAGCCCAGAUAUUUAUACUGUCACAAGCAUUGUUCAUGCUUGCGCAUGUAGCAACUCCUUGGAUAAAGGAAGGGAUGUACACAAUUACAUUAAAAAGAAUAACAUGGGGUUGAGUUUGCCUGUCUCUAAUGCUCUCAUGAAUAUGUAUGCAAAAUGUGGAAGCAUGGAAGAAGCUCAUUUAGUUUUCUCUCAAAUUCCAGUAAAGGACAUUGUCUCAUGGAAUACAAUGAUUGGAGGUUAUUCAAAAAACUCACUUCCCAAUGAAGCUCUAGAACUUUUUUUGGACAUGCAAAAACAAUUAAAGCCUGAUGACAUUACAAUGGCUUGUGUCCUUCCAGCUUGUGCAGGCUUAGCAGCUCUAGACAAAGGCAGGGAGAUGCAUGGGUACAUAUUGAGAAAUGGGCACUUUUCAUAUUUGCAUGUAGCCUGUGCACUUGUUGAUAUGUAUGUGAAGUGUGGAUUACUAGUUCUUGCACAACUACUGUUUGAUAUGAUUCCUAAAAAGGAUCGGAUCUCAUGGACUGUUAUGAUAGCCGGAUAUGGUAUGCAUGGGUUUGGCAAUGAGGCAAUUUCCACUUUUAACAAAAUGAGGAUUGCAGGUAUUGAGCCUGACGAGUCCUCCUUCACUUCUAUACUUUCUGCUUGCAGUCACUCUGGAUUAAUGAACGAGGGAUGGAAAUUCUUUAAUUCCAUGACUAGUGAAUGCGGCAUCGAGCCCAAGUUAGAACACUAUGCCUGCAUGGUGGAUCUCCUUGCUCGCUCUGGAAAUCUAUCAAAGGCGUACAGGUUCAUUGAGACUAUGCCAAUUAAACCAGAUGCUACAAUUUGGGGCACCUUGCUUUCUGGAUGCAGGAUCCAUCAUAAUGUGGAGCUAGCAGAAAAAGUGGCAGAGCAUGUUUUUGAGCUAGAGCCAGAGAACACAUGGUAUUAUGUUCUUCUGGCGAAUGUCUAUGCAGAGGCAGAAAAGUGGGAAGAAGUGAAAAAGUUACAAAGAAGGAUAGGUAAACGGGGAUUAAAAAAGAAUCCAGGCUGUAGUUGGAUAGAGGUUCGAGGAAAAUUUAAUAUCUUUGUUGCAGGAGAUACUUCACAUCCUCAAGCCAAAAGGAUAGACUUGUUGCUGAAAAGAUUGAGAAUGAAAAUGAUGAAUGAAGGUUACAAUACUAAGAUGAGGUAUGCGUUGAUUAAUACAGAUGUUAUGGAGAAGGGAGUGCUUCUGUGUGGGCACAGUGAGCAGUUAGCCAUGGCUUUUGGUAUAUUAAAUUUGCCACCUGGGAGGACUAUUAGGGUCACCAAGAAUCUAAGAGUAUGUAGGGACUGUCAUGAGAUGGGGAAGUUCAUGUCCAAGACAACCAGGGUGGAAAUUGUCUUGAGAGAUUUAAACCGGUUUCACCAUUUCAAGGACGGUUUAUGUUCUUGUAGAGGUUUCUGGUAA